Anopheles coustani is the source of this 2211-nucleotide messenger RNA. RefSeq names its product leucine-rich repeat-containing protein 58. Gene Ontology annotation, molecular function: protein binding. The record is from RefSeq and is a predicted model, not a curated record. The transcript has 6 exons. The coding region runs from base 522 to 1592 and encodes 356 amino acids. Lineage: Eukaryota; Metazoa; Arthropoda; Insecta; Diptera; Culicidae.
AUAGCGAGGCGCUUUCCUAUUGAUAUUUUGCACGAAAGCGGCAUUUCCCCCAAAACGCAGAAAUGAGCUGGUAGUUCAUUUAUUUUUUUUUCGCCGUUUGCUGACCAACCGCGCAGAUUAGUUCGAGAGUGGUACCGUUGCAAGAACGAUUUGCGAACGUGGAAAAGAAGAGCCACAACAUCAUCCAUCUGUUACGAGAACACACCGGAACAACACCUACCCCGCAUUCCGCCGGCGAGAAACACAACACCUGACGUUGCGGUCGGACGUGGAAAGGAAGGCAAACUUGUCGAACCAUUGUCGUAUCGGUCGUGGGUGGUGGAAUAGAUAAACAAAACGACACCCCUCCCCCGACCAGGCUAGGCGACCCGAUAACGGACGAAACGUUUGACAGCGACAUCGAGAUAGGGCAAAGACCGAAGGAAGAAACGACCCAGUCGUGUUGUAUCGAGGGUAACGGCAACUGUCCGUCCGACGGCAUCGAAGUGGAGCGAAUCGGGCAACAAACGGUCGGCGCGAAGAUGGAAGUCGUCUACACUUCGGACAGCUGCGAUAGUGAUUCGCGCGAGCAGAAAACGGUCGAUCUGGGCCACUCGAACAAGCGCCACCUCGACGAUGAUCUGCUGCGUGUCUCGAAGUCGAAGAAGCUGGCCGAGGAUAUCGAGACGGUGCUGCUCAAUCACAACAAGUUGAUAAGGGUGCCACUGUCGCUGGCCGACUUCACCAACUUGCGCGUGCUGGAUCUGAGCAACAACCGGCUGGAGGAGCUGCCGGAGGUGAUCACGACCUGCCAGCUGACGACGCUGAUCGUAAAGAACAACCUGCUGACGGACAAAUCGCUGCCGAAGUCGCUGCUCGGUGCGGCCGGAAGCGCACUCAAGGAGCUCAACCUGAGCGGCAACUUGUUCAAGCACUUCCCGGAGCAGGUGCUCGAGCUGCGUUCGCUCAAGUAUUUGUAUCUCGGCGGUAAUCAGAUCAGCAAUGUUUCCAAAGACAUCUGGAAGCUACAAAACUUGCAGCUGCUUUCGCUGGGUGGGAACCUCAUCACCGAAAUGCCGGAAACCGUCGGUCUGCUCAACCAUCUGUAUGCACUCGUCCUCUGUGAUAAUCUGCUCGAGAUGCUUCCCGCCUCCAUAGCGCGCUUGGUUAAUCUGAAGUCGCUUCUGCUGCACAAAAAUCGACUCCGGCAUUUGCCGCGAGAAAUCAUCACCCUGCGCAAUCUGACCGAGCUGAGCUUGCGUGACAAUCCGUUGGUGGUGCGCUUCGUUAAGGACAUGACGCUGAACCCUCCGAGUUUGCUGGAGCUUGCCGGUCGCGCCGUCAAAACCAGUGCCAUACGCUACAGUGCCGAGGAUCUGCCACGCACGUUGAUCGAGUACCUGCAGACGGCAAACUGCUGCGUCAAUCCGAACUGUAAAGGUGUAUUUUUCGACAAUCGUGUGGAGCAUAUUAAGUUUGUGGAUUUCUGCGGCAAAUAUCGUAUUCCAUUGUUGCAGUAUUUAUGCUCUUCAAAAUGUGUUGCCGAUACGAGCUCCUCCGAAACGGACGGUGAACCGAGCAGUAGCAUGAUGCGCAAAGUUUUGCUGGGUUAGAUGGGUUGAUGGUCCGGGGGGAAAUAUCGGCAUCCAUUUUUUUAAUGCGAUUUGCCAAAUGUCUCCGACGUUGGAGUCUUUCUUUCGUUUCCAGCAUGGGAUAGCAUUGGCUGACCAUGCUUCCAUUUGUUUCCGCUUUUUGCCGUGUUCCUGCAUCGGUUAAACAUCCCGGUUGAAAUGUCUUAGGAUAGUGUGAAAGGAGCUACCAGAAUGCAUCUGUCGAUCGCGUAUGCAAGCCUUAUAUGUAAAUCAAUGAAAAAAAAAAUAUUUUAUGUACUCUAGCAAUACGGAAUCAAGCCAUAGAGUUUAACGAGAGGUAAUAUGACGAAGAGAGCAAUUUUAAGAUACAAAAGAGAUUAUGAAACGGGUGUUUGAACCGAAUGGAACACAAAUUCGCCGGUUUGCCGGUUUUCGUUAUAAAUAAUGCUUACGGUACGGAGAAAAUCCGCAAGCCAAAUACGCGUGCGCUCAGCCACUCAGCGCAACGGAAAUCCUGUACCUUUUCUGCAGCAUCCUCUUAUCUAUCGUGUAGUGAGCAGAGCGCGAAACCUCUUGGGGGGGAUUUAUGUGAUGUGUGCUCCAAGAGCAGUGAGUUGGGAAGCAAUACAAGAAUUUACAC